Messenger RNA from Anopheles nili, 1697 nucleotides. Its product is annotated as UNC93-like protein. The transcript has 8 exons. Gene Ontology annotation, molecular function: potassium channel regulator activity. The coding region runs from base 1 to 1566 and encodes 521 amino acids. Gene Ontology annotation, cellular component: plasma membrane; striated muscle dense body. The record is from RefSeq and is a predicted model, not a curated record. Lineage: Eukaryota; Metazoa; Arthropoda; Insecta; Diptera; Culicidae. Gene Ontology annotation, biological process: regulation of potassium ion transport; regulation of muscle contraction.
AUGCACGGUGGAGGAGUCGAUUCCGAUAAGCACAAUGGAGCUGAUUCGGCUUCGUUGCGAGAGAAAGUGCAGCUGCGGCGUGGAGAGAAGUGGCGCAUCCUCAAAAACAUCAUCACCGUAUCCUUCGCAUUUAUGGUGCAGUUCACCGCGUUCCAGGGUACUGCGAACUUGCAAUCCUCCAUCAACGCGAAAGACGGUUUAGGCACCGUAUCACUCAGCGCCAUCUACGCGGCCCUCGUCGUGUCCUGCAUAUUCCUGCCGACGCUCGUGAUCCGCAAGCUGACGGUGAAAUGGACGCUGUGUGUCAGUAUGCUGUGCUACGCACCCUACAUAGCGUCGCAGUUCUAUCCGAAGUUCUACACAUUGGUACCGGCGGGCAUACUACUGGGACUCGGUGCGGCUCCAAUGUGGGCUAGCAAGGCCACGUAUCUGACGCAACUGGGCCAGGUAUACGCCAAACUGACCGAUCAGUCGGUGGAGGCCAUCAUCGUGCGCUUCUUUGGGUUCUUCUUCUUGGCCUGGCAAACGGCGGAACUGUGGGGCAAUCUGAUUUCCAGCCUUGUUCUCUCUAGUGGGGCACACGGGGCAGCCGCACCCAUCGACGAGAGCGGCAACGGGACUAUGCAUCAUGAUCAUGACGACUCCAACCUCCAAAGCUGUGGCGCGAACUUCUGCGUCGUCGAGACAUCCGACAAUGCCAACCUACAGCGUCCCCCCGAUUCGGAGAUCUUCGAAAUCUCAGCCAUCUAUCUUUCGUGCAUCAUAGCUGCUGUAGUCAUUAUCGCCGUGUUCCUAGAUCCUCUUUCCAGGUAUGGUGAGCGUCGCCGUGGUUCAAUUUCAGCCACAGAAAUAUCUGGCAUGCAACUGCUGUCGGCCACGUUCAAGCAGCUGAAAAAGGUCAACCAGCAGUUGCUGAUCCUGAUCACUGUCUUCAUUGGCAUGGAGCAGGCAUUCAUUGGUGCUGACUUCACGCAGGCAUACGUUUCGUGCGCCCUGGGCAUUCAUCAGAUCGGAUAUGUGAUGAUCUGUUUUGGUGUAGUCAACGCAAUAUGCUCCAUCAUAUUUGGAUCCGCGAUGAAAUACAUCGGGCGUGUUGUUAUCAUUAUUCUUGGAGCAUUUGUGCAUGGAGGAUGUAUUAUAUAUUUACUGUACUGGCGACCGCAUCCCGACCAUCAACUGGUAUUCUACAUUCUUUCUGGGUUGUGGGGAAUUGGAGAUGCAGUGUGGCAGACACAAAUUAAUGGUCUAUAUGGUGCCUUAUUCCGUCGAAAUAAGGAAGCUGCGUUUUCAAACUAUAGAUUAUGGGAAUCAGUUGGAUUUGUCAUUGCCUAUGCAUACUCUACGCAUCUAUGUGCACGUAUGAAGCUCUACUUGUUAUUUGGUGUUUUAGUUUGCGGAAUGAUCGGAUACACAAUUGUCGAAAUCCGUCAGCUAAAGAAGGAGAAACGCAUGAAGAAACUAGAAGAGAUUCCCAAACAACAACAAACGGAUGCCGACCGGAAAGCCAUCGAGGACGAUGAUGAGAAGGAUGAGCUGGAGGAAGAUAUUGUUGUAACACAUCUUUGAUGAUGUAAUCGAAAACGCGCAAUAUUCAAAUAAUGUUACUAAAACAAAAAAACAACAAAUCGCUAUACGAAUUAUAUACAAUUCACGUUAAAAAAAUUUCCAAUGAUGUUAUUUUGAGCCCUUCUACCUUA